AUGUUGCUGAUCUCCGUUCUCACCACCGUUGCGGCCGUUGGCGGCGUCAACGCCGCCUCGUCGUUUGCUUCCUCGCAAGACGGCCGCUACCAGUUCACUGCCGCCCAGGCUCCUGUCCUGGGUGCUGGUAACCCUGGCAUCCAAGACUGGCAGUUGUUCAUCAAGGAGAAGUCCGGACGCAAGCAGACCGUCAAGGGUUUUGGUGCUGCCAUCACCGAUGCCACCGUCGCUGCCUUCAACAAGCUCAACGCAAACUCUCGCACGCAGCUGUUCAACGACCUGAUGACCCCUUCGGGUCUUAACUUCAACCUGCUGCGUCACACCGUCGCCAGCUCGGAUCUCUCUGCUGAUCCGGCUUACACUUACGACGACGCCGGCGGCAAUGUCGACACUGGCCUCAACAGCUUUGGCCUGGGUGAUCGUGGAAAUGCCAUGAUCAGCAUGCUGGCCAACUUCCGCAGGCUGCAGCCCCAGCUGACCAUUGUCGGCUCGCCUUGGUCUGCACCGGGAUGGAUGAAGGUCAAGGGCAAGCUGAUUGGCGGCGGUACCGGCAACAACAAGCUCAACCACGCCUACGAGAACGCCUACGCCCAGUACUUUGUCAAGUACCUCCAGGCGUACGAGGCUGGUGGCGCUCACAUUGACGCCAUCACCCUGCAGAACGAGCCCCUGAACAACAAGGACGAUAUGCCCACCAUGCAGAUCGAGGCGGCGGAGUCUGGUGCUCUGAUCCGCGACAAGGUUGGCCCUGCUCUGCGCAAUGCCGGCCUCAACACCCAGAUCUGGGCUUGGGACCACAACCAGGACGUCUACUCUUACCCCCAGACUGUCAUGAACACAGCCAGCCAGUACGUCCAGGCCGCUGCUUGGCACUGCUAUGCCGGCAACGCCCCUGAGAACUGGACUCCCCUCACCCAGUUCCACAACGAGUUCCCCGGCAAGGAGCAGUACAUGACCGAGUGCUGGACCUCCGUUCUCUCCGGCGGCACCGACUGGGUCCACAGCUCCAGCUUCGCCCUGUUCCCCCUGCAGAACUGGGCCAACGGCAUCAUCGCCUGGACUCUGGGUACCUUCACCGGCGGUGGCCCUGCCCUGUCCGGCGGCGGCAACUGCCACAGCUGCACUGGUCUUGUUACCGUCAGCGCUGAUGGCAGUGGUUAUAAGAAGGAGAUUGACUACUACAUGCUGGGCCAGUUCUCGCGCUACAUUCCCAAGGGCGCUGUUGUUGUCGAUGGUACUGGUAGCUGGCUGUUUGACCCCAACACUGGUGUUGAGUCUGUUGCUACUGUUAACCCUGAUGGCACCCGCACGGUCGUCAUCCAGAACCGAUACAACAAUGAUAUCUGGGUUCGUUUGGCUACGGAGUCUGAGAGCCAGACCUGGAACGCUCGUGUCCCUGCCCGGGCUGUUACCACCUGGAUCCUGCCUAAGGCUUAA
Trichoderma breve is the source of this 1437-nucleotide messenger RNA. Its product is annotated as glycosyl hydrolase family 30 TIM-barrel domain-containing protein. The transcript is spliced from 2 exons. Lineage: Eukaryota; Fungi; Ascomycota; Sordariomycetes; Hypocreales; Hypocreaceae. The record is from RefSeq and is a predicted model, not a curated record. Gene Ontology annotation, biological process: glucosylceramide catabolic process. The coding region runs from base 1 to 1437 and encodes 478 amino acids. Gene Ontology annotation, molecular function: glucosylceramidase activity.